This is a messenger RNA of Cyanistes caeruleus (blue tit), 2901 nucleotides long. NCBI's taxonomy places the organism in Eukaryota, Metazoa, Chordata, Aves, Passeriformes, Paridae. The record is from RefSeq and is a predicted model, not a curated record.
UUUUGUUUCCAUUAGUGACAGACAGUAACCUUCCUAAAUCCCUAUUAUUAAAAGGGAUUUUUUAUUCCUGAGGUACUGUUCUAAAGACAGCUCAGGAUUUUUUCUCCAUUUUGGGUAGUGCUUAUUGUGCUUGUGAUUUGUAUCAUCCCACUACCACUGUAAAUUACUGCAGGAAAAAGGAAGUACACCAGUGACAGAAAGAAGAACAGCAUGAGCCAGCGUGCUCACCCUCCCAUAAGGUGGAAUUAGCCACUUGUGGGAUAAUUUUGCUCUCACACAUUGCACACUGCAGGGUACUAGAGUGGCUCUAAAGGAGAAGUUGGUAGCUGCUGAUUCUUUGCUUCUGUAGUUGAAAGACUGGGUGCAGGUAGGUGAAAUGGCGUUGUAGAAAAGCAGAGAAACUGGCAUCAGAAUGAGCCUGACUGUGGAAAUGCUUUCCUUUUUCUUUCUGUUCUGUACAGGUUUAAUUCCUUUGUAUUCUGUGGCUUUGCCUCCACUGCAUUGGAUAAUAAUGACCCUAAAGGACUAUAAAGUAACAAAGAGAGAAAAACAUCAAAUCUCUAGUCUUGCACGUGGUGAGGUUUCCAGUCUCUGAGAGUCUGUGCCUUUUUCCAGUAAGGAUAAGGUGCUGAUGAGACUGCAGACCUGCAAAAGGAAACUACAUAAAAUGGUUGUGUGAAUAGCACUGAAAGGGAAUAAUGCUGCUGGGAGACUGCAAUGGAUUAUGCUAGGGAACAGUCCUGAAAUGAUGCCAUGCAGUUUUCUUUGAGAAAGAAGUAUUACCAAGGAUGCUCUGAAUGUGGCACAGCGUGUUCUAGUGACUGCUGCAGUGGUGCUGAUGUGAAAACCCCACAUUCAGCUCAGCAUGACUGAACUCUAUAGCAAAGCCUUGGAUUGCUGGAAUGGUGAAAGAGCGAAGUCUCAUUGUAGCCACAAUGGCAACAUCAUCUGAAGAAGUGUUGCUGAUAGUGAAGAAGGUGCGUCAAAAGAAGCAGGAUGGGGCCCUGUACCUGAUGGCUGAACGCAUUGCGUGGGCACCUGAGGGCAAGGACCGUUUCACCGUCAGCCACAUGUAUGCAGACAUCAAAUGCCAGAAAAUCAGUCCAGAAGGUAAAGCUAAAAUUCAGCUGCAGCUGGUAUUGCAUGCAGGGGACACAACCAACUUCCACUUCUCCAAUGAAAGCACAGCAGUGAAGGAGCGAGAUGCGGUCAAGGAUCUUCUUCAACAACUGUUGCCCAAGUUCAAAAGGAAAGCUAAUAAAGAACUUGAGGAGAAGAACAGAAUGCUGCAAGAAGAUCCUGUUUUGUUUCAGCUCUAUAAAGACCUUGUUGUGAGCCAAGUAAUCAGUGCUGAAGAAUUCUGGGCCAACCGUUUAAGCCUGAAUGCAGGGGAUAAUUCUGCAGCACCUCAUAAGCAGGAUGUGGGCAUCUCUGCAGCAUUCCUGGCUGAUGUACGGCCUCAGACAGAUGGCUGCAACGGGCUGAGGUACAACUUGACUUCAGAUAUUAUUGAAUCUAUAUUUCGGACAUACCCUGCAGUGAAAAUGAAAUAUGCAGAAAAUGUUCCACAUAACAUGACCGAGAGGGAAUUCUGGACACGGUUUUUUCAGUCUCAUUAUUUUCAUCGGGACAGGCUCAAUACAGGCUCAAAAGACCUCUUUGCAGAAUGUGCCAAACUGGAUGAGAAAGGCUUAAAAGCGAUGGUGUCUCAAGGAGUGAAAAACCCUCUGAUAGAUUUAACAGCUUUGGAAGAUAAAACAUUAGAUGAAGGCUAUGGUGUUGCUUCUGUGGCCUCUACAUCAAAUGCCUCAAAGUCCGCUAGAGAAAGUAGCAAUGCUGCCAUCAUAAAACGCUUUAAUCAUCACAGUGCCAUGGUCCUUGCAGCUGGCCUCAGGAAACAAGAAGCACAAAAUGACCAUUACAGUGAGACCAGCAGUACGGAUGGAAACUCCAGGGAUUCAGAUUUCUUUCAGCCACCACUGAAAAAGGUAAAACUGCAGGAGGCCAUUGAAUACGAAGAUUUAUCAAAGAAUAAUAGCGUUAAAACUAUUGCACUAAACUUAAAGAAAUCUGAUAGGUAUUACCAUGGUCCAACUCCAAUUCAAUCACAGCAAUAUGCAACCAGUCAGGAUAUAAUUAAUUCAUUUAAUAGUAUUAGACAAGAAAUGGAAGCAUAUGUACCCAAACUAACUCAGGUUCUUUCAAGUGGUGAUGCUGCCAGCACUAUUGCAGUCCUGUCACCUGGAGGAGCACUUAUGCAGGGUGGAACACAGCAAGCCAUAAACCAGAUGGUGCCAAAUGACAUUCAGUCUGAACUGAAACACUUGUAUGUGGCAGUAGGGGAACUGCUACGACACUUCUGGUCCUGCUUCCCUGUUAACACACCAUUCCUAGAAGAAAAGGUUGUGAAAAUGAGGAGCAACUUGGAAAGAUUUCAGGUUACAAAGCUCUGCCCAUUCCAAGAAAAGAUUCGGAGACAAUAUUUAAGCACAAAUUUGAUAAGUCAUAUAGAAGAGAUGCUGCAGACAGCCUACAAUAAGUUCCACACGUGGCAGUCCCGGCGCAUGCUGAAGAAGACGUGAGGGCACAUCCUGUACAGGUCUGAGAGAAAAGCCUGCAAUAGGGUAGGACUACAGCCUAGGUAUGUGCAGAUCUUAGAGUUGUUGCAGGAAGACUGCAAGCUGUGGACUUCUGGAAAUGAUGCUAACUGAACUUGCACAUUUUUGAAAAAGAACUGAGAUUAAACUUGAAAACUGGGGAGAAAAGGAAGAACCAAAAUGGAAGAGCUGAGGCGCAAAUAUAUUUAAAAGACACUGUUUACUGCAGUUACUCAGGAACUGCUUUUGAUUUGCAUAAAGAGCUGCUUUCAGAAAUAAAAAACUUAAAGAGGGUGUAUUAAUA